AUGUCAAAAACCGAAGAAUUAAGAUACUAAAUUAACAUAUAUGCAUUAAAUAUUUAACGAGAAUUAGAUUCUAAGGAUGCUUUAAUAUAACUACUAGACCGAAAUAUUGACGAAAAUGAAGAUCUAUACUAAGUAACUGUAAAAAAUCAAUUAUUACAUUUAGAAAGUUUAUUAGAAUUGCAAAACUAACGAUUAAAGGGUUUAACAGAAGAAUUUUAAAGAGACAUAUAAAUAUUAGAAGAUGAAUUUGAAAUAGAAAGAUAAAGCAUGAUCAAAACUAACUAAUAACAUUUAUCUGAAUUAGAAGAUAUUAUAGAAACAGUAAAAGAUGAAGAAAAAAAAAAUCGAGAUGAUUAAUAAAAUGAAUAUUCAUAAUUCAAAGAAGAAACCAAAAAUAAAAAUUUAGAAGAAAUAAAUGUAAUGAAAAUAAUACUAGAGUCAAAAUAAACUAAAUAUUAUACUGAAUUAGAAUAAAUGAAUUCUAAAUUUUAAAGUGAUACAAGUAAUAAAUUUUAGGAACAUCAAUAUUACCAUAAUCAUAAUAAGAUUAAAAAAAAAGAAAUUGAUAGAUAUUUAAGAAUGAUUAGUUUUAAAAAAGCUAGAAUUGAUCUUGAAAAGAUUAAAAUUUUAUAACAUCAUUAGGACUUUAUGUUAAGAAAUUAAGGUUUACUUAAGGAAAAGGACAAUAUUUUAAAAAAUUAUCAUGAUCUCAAACAUAAAAUGAUAAGGUUUAGAGAAGAAGAAACCAGAAGGCUUAAAGAACUAACUAAUAACUCAAGAAAUACAGUAAUUCAAUUAAAAGACUAUAUUAAAUUAGGUUAAAGAAUUCUUGAAACUGCAGAAUUAUGUAGAAAAUUCGAAACUGAAUAAGAAAAAAUUAUUCCUUUUUAUAAAUAAACUUCAGAUAUUAGUGAAAUUCCCGAAAAAUACACUCAAGAAUAUAUUCAUUUAUAAAAAGAUAAAUCAGAAGAAUAUAAAUAUUUAGAUAAUUUCUUUAAAAGAUUUAAUAAAGUAUUACUUGAUAAAAUCGCUAUUUAAAGUUAAAAGGUUUAACUAUAUAAAAAUAACUAAACGCUCAAAUAUUUAUUAAAGUAAUAUCUAGAUGGAAUUUCAGUUAAUGAUGAUGUUAUUAAAAAUCAAUAUAAUCCUUUAUUUAUUGUUAAUAAUAAAUUCUCUCUUUAAUAUCCAUUAAAAAAAGAAGGAAGUCCUACUAAUAAAUAGGAAGGGUGUCAUAUUAUAAGAAAUAUUACACAUUAAUUAUAGAAUUAGAAGUAGUCAAGAUUAUGA
Molecule: messenger RNA, 1287 nt
Organism: Ichthyophthirius multifiliis
Lineage: Eukaryota; Ciliophora; Oligohymenophorea; Hymenostomatida
Exons: 3
Biological process (GO): cilium-dependent cell motility; axonemal dynein complex assembly; regulation of cilium movement
Cellular component (GO): axonemal dynein complex; axoneme
Source: RefSeq, a predicted model, not a curated record